Chanos chanos (milkfish) is the source of this 3721-nucleotide messenger RNA. RefSeq names its product guanylate cyclase 2Ca (gene gucy2ca). Gene Ontology annotation, biological process: cGMP biosynthetic process; receptor guanylyl cyclase signaling pathway; protein phosphorylation. The transcript is spliced from 27 exons. The record is from RefSeq and is a predicted model, not a curated record. Gene Ontology annotation, cellular component: plasma membrane. The coding region runs from base 1 to 3222 and encodes 1073 amino acids. Gene Ontology annotation, molecular function: ATP binding; peptide receptor activity; adenylate cyclase activity. NCBI's taxonomy places the organism in Eukaryota, Metazoa, Chordata, Actinopteri, Gonorynchiformes, Chanidae.
AUGGCCCUGCUGGCCGUUAGACAGCUCUGCGCGCUUGUCGUGUUUGUGUCGGCCGUGAGAGGAUUCAGCGUGGAAGACUGCGAGGACUCGCCGUACGAUCUGAACGUCGUUUUGCUGGAAGACGAUGUCUCACAGUGGAGCUUAAAGUUCGUGCAGUCGGCAGUCGAGGCGGCGAUUGAACUUGACAGGAGCAUUAAUGAGAGAGCAGGUCUGAACUACUCCAUCAAGGCAAACUUCCGCGGCUUCAACACCACCCUGUACCGACGCAGAGGCUGCGGAGCAAGUACCUGUGAGGGAGUCCAGAUCCUCAAAGAUCUUUAUAACACUAAGAACGUUGGCUGUGCAAUGCUGGGACCUUCCUGUACAUAUGCCACCUUCCAGAUGGUGGAUCAGGAUGUGGGACUGACCCUAACCAUUCCCAUAAUCUCAGCUGGGAGCUUCGGUCUUUCCUGUGAUUACAAAGCCAAUCUCACACGCCUGCUGCCGCCGGCUCGCAAAGUCUCAGACUUUUUCGUCCACUUCUGGAACUUCACCCACUAUGGCCUGAAACAUGAGUGGAAAACAGCCUACGUCUAUAAAAAGCCAGACAACUCAGAGGAGUGCUUCUGGUACAUUAAUGGACUGGAUGCGGCAUCAGCACUGUUUGCGACGAAAGUUAAGAGACACAUGUUGCGCAGCAGAGAGGAUUUUGUUGAAGCUCUGGCAGAACCUGAUCGUCAUAGCAACAUUUUCAUUUUAUGUGGGACCAUAGACGACGUUGCAGUCUUCACGACUGGGACCAAUAUACCGCCAGACGUCGCUUUUAUCCUCAUCGAUCUCUACAAUAACGACUAUCAUGAUAAUAAGACCGCGCCGGACUUCAUGAAGAAUGUGCUGGUCCUCACACUGGCCAAUAACAGGAAUUACUCUCACAACAACAACUUACAGCCCAACUAUACGAUUAAUGAUUACGUCGCUGCUUACCAUGAUGGUGUGCUGCUCUUUGGCCAAGUGAUGAGACAAAGGUUACUGGCUGCUCAGAACCAGUCCAUAUGUUGUCUGCCUGAGGAUCCCACUGCAAACCCUUUCAGAAACAUCAGCUUUCAGGGAUUGGGAGGAUAUUACUCUUUGGAUUCCUAUGGAGAUCGAGAUGUCAACUUUUCUGUGAUGUAUACAACCAAAUCAAACCCAACGUACAAACUGCUGUUCACUUUUGACACUUCAACCAAUGAAACCACCGUGGAGGAGUCCAAACCUGACCUAACCUGGCCUGGAAACCAGCUGCCUGACGACAGAAAUGCCAACGACAUGCCGACCCAGAGCAUUGUGAUGAUAGUUCUGGGGAUCAGUGUGGUACUGGCGACAGCCAUUGCCUUUGUCUUUUACAGACAGAACAGGAAAGAACGUAAAAACCAGAAAAGAUGGUCCCAUAUUCCUCCUGCUCUCAUCGCACCACUGGACGACAAAGAGGCCAGCCUGGUCUCUCUUAAGAUCGAUGAAGAUCAAAGGAGAGACAGUGUUUACCCAAUCAACAAAGGUCGCUAUGACAAAAAGCCUGUCAUCCUGAAGGAACUCAAACACAUCGAUGGGAAUUUCUCUGAAGAACAGAGGAUCGAGCUUAACUCUCUUCUCCGCAUUGACUACUAUAACCUGACGAAGUUCUAUGGCACGGUGAAGUUUGAUUACGGAGUGUUUGGUGUGUUUGAGCUUUGUGAAAGAGGUUCACUCAGGUAUGUCCUGAAUGACAGAAUCUCCUAUCCUGAGGAAAGCUUCAUGGACCUAGAGUUUAAGAUCUCUGUCAUGUCUGACAUCGCAAAGGGCAUGUCCUAUCUCCACAGCAGUAACAUCGGAGUCCACGGCAGACUUAAAUCAACUAACUGUGUACUGGACAACCGCAUGGUGGUGAAAAUCACAGAUUUUGGCUGCAACACCAUCCUGGCGCCCGGUAGAGAUCUGUGGACAGCACCGGAGCACCUGCGUGCCCAGGGUUAUUCUCAGAAGGGCGACGUCUAUAGUUUUGCUAUUAUUGCUCAGGAAAUUAUUCUGAGAAAGAGUCCGUUUUACUCUGAACUCUGCUCCGAUCCUGCGGAGAAAAUUUACAGGGUACAGUGGCCCAAUGGCCUCAACAUUUUCAGACCUGACCUUAACUUUGAGACAGCCGGAGAGACAGAGGUUGAGCUGUAUGUGCUGAUUAAGAACUGCUGGGAUGAGGAUCCAGAAAAAAGACCUGACUUUAAAAAGAUAGAGAGCAUGCUGAUGAAGAUCUUCAGCAAUUUGCACAACCAGACCAAUGCCAGCUACAUGGAUAAUCUGAUCCGGCGGCUGCAGAUGUACUCUCGUAACCUCGAGCACCUAGUGGAAGAACGGACCGUACUGUACAAGGCAGAGAGAGACCGAGCUGACCGCCUCAACUUCAUGCUGCUCCCUGGGCCGGUGGUCCGCUCCCUAAAAGAGACGGGUCGUGUGGAACCAGAACUUUUUGACGAGGUUACCAUCUACUUCAGCGACAUUGUUGGCUUCACCACCAUCUGUCACCACAGCACGCCGAUGGAGGUCGUGGACAUGCUGAACGACAUCUACAAAAACUUUGACAGCAUUCUGGACAACCACGAUGUCUACAAGGUGGAGACGAUUGGUGAUGCGUACAUGGUGGCAUCAGGCUUGCCGAAGCGGAACGGGAAUAGGCACGCUGUGGACAUUUCCCUAAUGGCUUUGGAUAUCCUGGAAUUCAUGGGAACGUUCCAGCUACGCCACCUACCUGGAAUCCCACUCUGGAUCCGAAUCGGAGUGCACUCAGGACCCUGCGCUGCUGGUGUUGUGGGGAACAAAAUGCCUCGUUAUUGUCUGUUUGGAGACACUGUCAACACAGCCUCACGAAUGGAGUCUACAGGACUACCUCUGCGGAUCCAUGUGAGUCAAUCGACCAUCAGUAUCCUCCAGAGGACAGACUGUCCGUUUGAGUACGAGAGAAGAGGAGAGACAUACCUCAAGGGUAAGGGGAAAGAGGAGACCUACUGGCUAACUGGAGUAACAGGACAGAAGUACAACCUGCCCACUCCACCGACAGCAGAGAAUAUUCAGCGUCUGCAGCAGGACCUGGCGGAGAUGAUAGUGUCCACUUUAGCCAAACGCGGGAACGAGAAGCGCAAGACUCUCUCUACACGACAGCGGAGGACCCAGCAGCAGGGCAGCGACGGACUCCCCGAAUACCUGCACCUUGCUGACCCCAGCACCUACCUGUAGAGCACACCUGACCAACUUCACAAAUACACGUAACCUCACCGGUACCAUAGAAACAGUCUUUACUCUACACCUGCAUUUACCUGUGGACUAUAGCUGCCCUUACUUAUGUGUACAUUACACCUUUAGACUGCACCUGCCCUGACUCACAGACAUCCCAGCGUGUAGCACAUCACUUUUAGAGCACACAGGCAAUCUGUAGCCGACACCUGCACAUUUGACCUGUAGGUAACCUGGAGUCUAGCAUGAACACUGUACAAACAGCCUGAUAAUGACAUAAUUACUCCUGUGUACUUUAAACCUGCACUGGCAUGUAGCCUACACCUAUACUUACUUGUAGCCUACGGCUGUACUUACCUUUUGUCUACACCUGUACUUACCUGUAGCUUGCACCUGUACUUACCUGUAACCUACAGAGGUUGGAGACAUGGUAGCCUUACUUGUGUAUUACGGCACCUUAACCUAGUGAAUAAGCCCAUAAACACUACCUAUGAAGAGUUAA